Messenger RNA from Glarea lozoyensis ATCC 20868, 1512 nucleotides. RefSeq lists its product as uncharacterized. NCBI's taxonomy places the organism in Eukaryota, Fungi, Ascomycota, Leotiomycetes, Helotiales, Helotiaceae. The coding region runs from base 1 to 1512 and encodes 503 amino acids. The transcript is spliced from 2 exons. The record is from RefSeq and is a predicted model, not a curated record.
AUGCCCUCGACUGACGAUCUGACUGAGCGAGCUAAUGAAUGUCCGUCUGGAAAGAUUUGGUAUGAAUGUUCUGUCGCCUCGCCAAAUUCAGGUUACAGAGGUUGCUGCGAAAUCGAUGCUUGUCAAUCAAAAGGAUGUCUCGUAAUGUCACAGUCGUCGACUAGCUCAACAUCAAGUUUAACUGUUGUUACAUUGUCCGUUAUACCUCAAGCACCGGCAGCGACGACACCGGUUCAUACAACUCCAAUACCUCUCGCCGCUAUGAGUACUACACAACCAGCAGUGGCCACUCAGUCGGCCGACACCGCUGGCAAAUCACCAAAUAAUACACCUAUUAUUGUAGGAAUAGUCUGUGGCAUAGUUGCCGCUUCAAUAAUUACAACUUUGAUCUGGUUUUUCCUAAGAAGAAGGAAACAGAGGGCGGGACGUCAUUCAAUACCCACAUUCGAAGUAAAGGAAGGGAAGGAAUAUGCUAUGGCCAGGCAGAAUUCGGAUUAUGAGGGAACACAUCUUCGACCAGGAGAUGGACGAGGCUAUAAUACACCCUCCGAGCAACCAAGUUUCCGAAGUCUCUCCCCAAUGGAAGAAGAAGUCGAAGUCGACGCUCGCCUUUCCCUCCCCUCCCAAGCCGCCAAACCCUUAGAAAAAGAAGCCAAAACCCCAACUCAAACUCACCCAGCAUACCAACCCAUUCCCGCCGUAUCACCAGACACACCCACCUGGACAACCCAAACCGAAACCCCAAUUUCCCCACCGACACCCUACACUCCCCAACAAUCCGCCCACCCCGCCUACCACGUCCACAAACUCUCCCAGCACCCAGCUUUUAACCCACGAUCCUCCCCUCCAAGAUCGCAACCUCCAAUGUGGAAACACCCCGCCUUCCGUCCAACAAGCAAUACACCACAGCUCGACUCCACCCCCGUCCGCCCCAUCCCUCGCGCCUCCAUCUCCUCAACCUCAACUUCCACCCCCGAACUCCCCGCACAGCUCCCAAAGAACCUUGCCGCCACGGGCUCCUCAAGCAUGUUCUCACGCUUCAACACCUCAAAAUCCCCACGAGACUUUCUCUCGCGCGACGCAAGCACAAAAACAAGUCUAAGCACCUACACCAUCCCCAUCGGUCUCGGCGUCGUAGAUGCCUCUCCCACCAUAACACCAUUCUCUCCUCCACCUCCAACCCCUCAAGCGGCCUCGCGACCACAAUCUCCGCCGCCGCCGAUGAAAGCGAAUAUGAAUGCCAGAGAAGACCACGUUAUGAUGUGGGAUUCGUACGGCGCGGGCAAUAUAUCCGGAAUUGGAGGGGUGGGACCGAGUAAUAGUACGAGGAGUGAACGGAGUCGGCGGCAGAGGGAGAUUGAGCAGGGAGUGGUUGCGCGGGAGGAGAGAGUGAUGUGGAGUGCGAAGGGGAAGGAGAGGAGAGUGGAGAGUGGGAGGGAGAGUGUGCCCGAGACGCCGUUGAGUGCUUAUAGGAUGAGUUGGAUGGAGAGGGAUAGUUGGAUACGACGAUAA